UAGUAGAAAAUAAUAACGAUGAUAAUCUACCUGUUACUGAUGAUGAUGUAGAAAUAAUCUCUUCUCCACUUUUAUUAAAAAGAAAAACUCAUACUGUACCUUCAAAACGACGGAAAAGUAAACACAAACUUAUACCAGUAGCAGAAAAUAAUAAUAAUGAUAAUUUGCCUGUUGCUGAUGAUGAUACAGAAAUAAUCUCAUCUACCUCCUCUUCUCCAAAAAGAAAAACUAGUACUGUACCUUCAAAACGACGAAAAAGUAUACACAAACUUACACCAGUAGCAGAAAAUAAUAAUGAUGAUAAUUUUUCCGUUGCUGAUGAUGAUAUAGAAAUAAUUCCAUCUACUUCCUCUUCUCCAAAAAGAAAAACUU
Diversispora eburnea is the source of this 372-nucleotide messenger RNA. The record is from the annotation of a GenBank genome assembly. NCBI's taxonomy places the organism in Eukaryota, Fungi, Glomeromycota, Glomeromycetes, Diversisporales, Diversisporaceae.